AUGGGGAAGUGGAUUCCAGUUUUUACUGUACUGAUUUUAAGCGAAAAACUUCAUUCCGUGACAUCGCAGUUUGAUCAGCUAAGAGCCAUACGUUUCCAAGACGCUAUUAACCGAGUAAAACCAAGAAGAAAACUGAAGAGUGACAUGAAAAAUGUUACAGAAAGUUCUAAUUCUAGCAAUUUGCAGUCCAGGGACAAUUCAGAGGUUAGAGAGGCUAAUGAAGUUCAAUCAGAGCCUAUCAGAGUCCAGCAGCAAGUUCUGAAUGAUGAAACACACGCCCUCCAGGUAGAGUUAGCAAGCAUGUUAGAUGCUGUUCAAGAAACGGAAACAAAAAUGGUGGAAAUGUCUGCGCUGAACCAUCUCAUGUCCACAAAUGUUUUGCAACAGGCACAACAGAUGGAAUUUUUAUAUGAGCUGGCCGUUGAAGCUACAAAGAAUGUACAGCUUGGUAACAAAGAGCUCUCACAAGCAAUUCAAAGGAAUAGCAGCAGCAGAACUUUUCUUUUACUUUUCCUAUUUGUACUUACUUUUUCAAUUCUCUUUCUUGAUUGGUAUAAUUGAUUGUACAUGUUUUCCAGUGCGCUUCUAGCUGUACCAUGUUACAGCAGCAUCAAAUACAUCCGCACUAUUUUCUAGGGCUGCUAAAAUAACUUUAAUGUUUCCUGAGUUCUUUUGCUGAAGAGCUGAUAGCUUACUUUCAGUUUGUGUUAUACAUAGAUUUUUGCUAGGCGAUUGCAUAUUUAUUUCUGAAUUAAUUGACCAAUUAAACAUCUGUCAGUGUACUGUGCCAUGUUUGACUGUUCAGCUGAAGCAGGAAGGCAAAAAAUUGAAUGGAUAAUGUAAAAUCUGUUCAUGAUGUAUGAGCACCGUAAGUUGGUGGAAUCAAUAUCUUGGGAUAUCCUUUUUCACUAAUGUAAUGAUAUUACAGUUGAGUUGAAAUCAGUCUUUUUUGGCUACAA
Molecule: messenger RNA, 959 nt
Organism: Olea europaea var. sylvestris
Lineage: Eukaryota; Viridiplantae; Streptophyta; Magnoliopsida; Lamiales; Oleaceae
Product: syntaxin-81-like
Exons: 4
Coding region: 1-561 (186 amino acids)
Biological process (GO): retrograde vesicle-mediated transport, Golgi to endoplasmic reticulum
Cellular component (GO): SNARE complex; endoplasmic reticulum
Source: RefSeq, a predicted model, not a curated record